Molecule: messenger RNA, 996 nt
Organism: Cyphellophora europaea CBS 101466
Lineage: Eukaryota; Fungi; Ascomycota; Eurotiomycetes; Chaetothyriales; Cyphellophoraceae
Exons: 2
Coding region: 1-996 (331 amino acids)
Source: RefSeq, a predicted model, not a curated record
AUGUGCAUCCCGUACACGCUGCGUGCCUUCUUUGGCCAACACUACAUGAUACCCAAGCCAACCCUCAACGAGAACAAUCUUCCUGAUCAGGCAGGUCGCGUCAUCUUGAUCACCGGAGGCUACGGCGGCGUGGGCUUCGAACUCGCUAAGAUCCUCUACCAGCACCAUGCAACUGUCUGGCUGGCAGGGCGCUCGGAGAGCAAAGGACAGAAGGCCAUCGAGGCACUGACCGCCGAAUACCCUGGCUCACGUGGCUCGCUUCACUUCCUCAAGAUUGAUCUCUCCGACCUAACCACCAUCAAGCCGGCAGCAGAGGAAUUUCAGCGGCAGGAGACCAAGCUUCACUGGCUGAACAACAAUGCCGGCGUUAUGCAUCCUCCUGCGGGCUCGAAGGGUGCCCAGGGGUUCGACUUGCAGUAUCAGACCAACAUCUACGGACCGUUUCUGUUCACCAAGCUGCUCUCACCAAUAUUGAAGCGCACGGCGGCAUCUGAGAAGCCCGGCGACGUCCGCGUGACUUGGGCAGGCAGCACGGCCACCGUCGUGAACACUCCUCCUGGGGGCGUCGCCUGGAAGGAGGAUGGCUCAGACCUCGUGCAUGCAUUCGAGCCACCCAUGAUGCCUUACCAUAUCACCAAAGCCGCCAACUAUCUGCUCGCAGUCGAAUUCGGCAAGCGUUUCGGCCAAACAGAUGGCGUCAUGCAUCUUGCCUACAAUCCCGGCACUCUGUCAUCGGAUCUGGGCCGGACAUCGCCCGCUAGUAUCCGCAUGAUGGGAAAAAUGCUGGAGUCACCGGUGAAGAUGGGUGCGUACACGGAGCUGUACGCUGGUCUGUCCAAAGAUCUCACCCUUGGAGAAGAUCAGGGAGGGUGGAUUGUGCCGUGGGGCAGGAGGUACCCCAUGAGGUCGGACAUUUUUGCAGAGACGAAGAAGGAGGAUGGAACACCGUUCAAGAUGUUUGAAUGGUGCGAUAAUAUCACCAAGAAGUAUGCAUGA